AUGGUGUCGCGAAAGCGUGCCCACUCCGAAGUGGAGGCUGAGUCCGAGCAGCAACCCAAGGAGCCAGGCUUGCUCGCGCGCCUGCGGAACUGCUGGGAGUUUGCCAAUCUCAUGCAGUAUAUCUACAUUUUCGGAAAGGUCGUCAAGAUCGAUGAAGAGUUCGGUAUCGAGGAUCUCGAGACCGAAUGCCUCAAACCCGGCCCUUCGGAGAAGCUUCUCGACAUCGGGCUGUCGCUGCUCAAGUUCGUUUCGUCGCAUCGUGGACUCACGCGCGACAAUUUUGACGAAUAUACCCGGCGUCAGUACAACGCGAAGGCGCCUCAUCUGAAAAACCCUUUCGGAUAUGAAGAAGAGCCAAAGAAGUUCAAUGAUUUCGAUGUCUUCCUGAAGCUGCGUGUCCUACAUCAGCUGUCCGUGUGGACGUUCUGGAACCCAGAUCGCAUCCGGGAAAAGAUGCCGGAGCAGAGAGAGACUGAACAGACACAAUGGCGUAUAGAAGAACUAGGAUACGAUCGUGAAGACCGUCUAUACUACGUUCUAGACGAUAAUCGUCUGUACCGUCGUACCGACCCUCCUAUCCCAGCACCUAAAACGGCCAAGCCCAAGGCAAAUACCAGAAAGGCGAGAGCUGCUGCCAGGGCUGCCAAACGGAGGAGAGUCUCCGAAGAGAAUGAGGAAGAAAAGGACGAUGCCGAUGAAAACCAGGCGGAAGACACGUCCGGCGGUCUGAAAUGGGAAUGCAUUGCUGUUACUCUCGCUGAAUAUCAGGCGUUUGUCGAUACAAUUCGGAAGACAAAAGAUCCCAAUGAGCAGAUUCUCAGAGAUAGACUGCUGGAGGACGUCUUUCCGGUACUCGAAAAGAUCGAAGAGUCGCAGCAGCGGAAGAUUGCCAAACGCGAGAAAGAGCUCUUCAACAUGCAGUUGCUUGCUGGAGCGAAGCGGUCAGGCCGUCUGGCCGAGAAGCAGGAGCGAGAGCAGCGCGAGAGAGAAGAGGCAGAGGCUGCACGGAAGCGUGAAGCGGAAUUAGCUGCCGCUCGCAAGGCGCAGGAACAACAGAAGAAGAUGGAAGAAGAGAGACGGUCACGUAUGAUGACGCGGGAGCAACGCAUCAGGGACCGGGAGCAGAAGCGGAUCCUUCACGAAGAGGAGCUCAGGAAGAUGGCGGAGGAGCAAAAGAAGAUUGAAAACGGCGAGGGCAGAGUGUCUGAGAGACAUCUCAAAGCGGAGAUGGAAAAGCGCAAGAAGAGUCUGGAGGAGCUCGCGCAGGAAGAUCAAUGGGUCUUUGACUGUUCCGGCUGCGGUGUCCAUGGCAAGAACUUGGAUGAUGGCUCUCACAGUGUCGCAUGCGAGAGGUGCAAUGUCUGGCAGCACAGCAAGUGCCUAGGGAUCCCUCAGGCAGAAGCGGAGAAGGAGGACUUCCACUUCGUGUGUGAGGAUUGCAAGCGCCACGAGGAAGAAGCGAAACGUCCGAAGCUUCCGCCUCUCAAAUUUCGCGUUGGAGGUUCUUCUUCACCGCCGCAGUCCACCGACGCUGUCAAUGGGGAGAAGCCGACGAGCGUGGACGGCGAUGCCUCUCCUACACCGAACAAGCUCAAACAUGUCUCCGUCCCUCGCCCAUCCGAAGAAGUUGGCCACGGUGCAUCUGCACAGGCUCAGAAUACCGACAACAAGCCAAUAGUUGAGCAAUUGCCUCCGCAGCAGCUUUUCAGACAGACAGAUGGCGCUCAAGAAUCGGUCCAAACCGCUCCCGCUCCUUCCUCACCUGAACGACGUUCGCUGUCUUUUAUGAAUGGAAGUUUCGGCUCGGAUGGUCAUCUUCGACCUCCUUUCUCCCCGUCAAAGAAUCUCAACGGCACUGGAAUGUCACCGGUGAAUCAUCUACCUAAAUUUACUCUUGGCCACCCUCCUCCACACCCUGUCCAGCAGGCAAACUACACUGCGCCGCCUACUCCACAUGCUCAUUUGAACAGAGGCUCAUUCAACUCUCCUCGGCCCUCUUCCUCUCACUCCACUCAGAGCCACUCCUUCCCCUCACCAAUUCAGAACCGGCCACCUAUGUCUCCGACUCAGGGAAAUCGCGAUGUUGGUCCUCUUGCGGGUUUUCCGUCUCCUGCGCAUCCAAACAUGGCAGUCUCUUCUACGCCUUUCGGACAACAGCAGACACCGCGUCCAAGCAGUGCUAGCUUUGUCGCGUCUUCUUCAGGCCAUAGCCGUCCUCCAUCAUUCUCCGCCGCCACACCUACUGCUGGAAAUUCUUUCUCUCACACGCCACCACCUCCUCAAGGCGCCCAGGGCAUUCAUUUGUCCGGUCUCAGCCCUACGAAGCAUUCUCCGCGGCCGAUGACAUCUGGCGGCAUGGGGGCUGCAUCUGUUUUGCCUCCGAUUCAACGACUUGAACCAAGCCCUAAGCUGAUGGGCCGGAGCUCCGCUGAUGCACCAAUUCCUCCGCCAGUGAAGUGUAUGACACCGGAGCAGGAAGAAAGGCGACAGAGAGAGAAUGAGAUGAUGGCACAGGCGCAGGCGCCUAGUGGCCAGCAAACGGGAAACCCUAACCGUCAAUAA
Paecilomyces variotii is the source of this 2562-nucleotide messenger RNA. RefSeq lists its product as hypothetical. Gene Ontology annotation, biological process: regulation of DNA-templated transcription. The transcript has 5 exons. The record is from RefSeq and is a predicted model, not a curated record. Bases 1 to 2562 code for a protein of 853 amino acids. Gene Ontology annotation, cellular component: RSF complex. Lineage: Eukaryota; Fungi; Ascomycota; Eurotiomycetes; Eurotiales; Thermoascaceae.